This is a messenger RNA of Phalacrocorax carbo (great cormorant), 1555 nucleotides long. NCBI's taxonomy places the organism in Eukaryota, Metazoa, Chordata, Aves, Suliformes, Phalacrocoracidae. The record is from RefSeq and is a predicted model, not a curated record.
CCGCCAUCUCCCGGCCCUUCCCCUUGGGCCGCCCAUGGCGGGCGGGGUGAGGACCCUACGGCUGCGGGCGGGCCGUGGGGCCGCGGUGCCCGCCGACCUGCAGCGCCAUGGGGCGGGCGGCGGCGCCGCGCUCCCGGCUGUGGGGGCUGCUGGUGCUGCUGUGCGCGGCGGCGGCGGCGGCGGCCCCCCCCGGGACGGCCCCCCCCGGGACGGCCCCGCUGCGGUGUAACGUGAGCCUGGACAGCCCCGCCGAGGAGCGGUGGCUGCCGCUGCUGCGGCAUUUCGAUCCCGUUUUUCUGCGCACCGCCGUCGUACGGGUCAUCGAUCAAAGGGUACCAAAAUGGGUCCACAAAGUCAUUCAGCCGAUAGCGGCGGAACUGGAAUUCUUUAUGCCGCAACCCUUCGCGGGGGAAAUACGGGGACUGUGCAAAGCCUUGGGAAUAAGUCUUGGAGAUGGAGUCCUGCUUAACUUCGCCUAUGAAUCUACUGCGUUCUGUACUAGUAUUAUUGCUCAGGAUGACAAAGGAAACUUUUACCAUGGUCGGAACCUGGAUUACGAUUUUGUCGAUAUAUUAAGCAAGAUUACAAUUGAUGUGCAGUUUAUAAAAAGUGGGCAGGUAGCAUAUCAAGGCACCACAUUUUUUGGUUACGUAGGCUUAUGGACUGGACAAAGUCCACACAAGUUCACGAUCUCCGGUGAUGAACGAGCGGGUGGUGGAUGGUGGGAAAAUGCAAUAGCUGCUUUUCUGACUCGGAAUUACCCCGUCAGCUGGCUUGUCCGAGACACCCUGAGCAGAGCAGAAGACUUUCAGUCAGCCGUUAUCAGACUAGCAAGCGUUCCCAUCAUUGCUGAAGUUUACUAUAUCGUAGGAGGGGUGUCACCCAAAGAAGGCAUGGUCAUAACGAGGAAUAGAAGAGGGCCUGCAGAUCUCUGGCCUCUCGAUACUUUAGGUGGAGCGUGGUUUCGUGUGGAGACAAACUAUGACCAUUGGAAUCCUCCUCCUCCUUUUGACGAUCGAAGAACUCCAGCCAUCAAAGCUCUCAAUGCUACUGGACAGCAUAACAUCAAUUUUGAUACGCUUUUUAAGGUGUUGUCAGUGAAGCCAGUCUUAAACAAUAACACAGUGUAUACCACAGUAAUGAGUGCUGCACUUCCUGAGAAGUAUCAGACGUGGAUCAGAACUGUGAAGUGAAGAGGUACAAAAUGAAUGAAAAGCCGAAGCUUUCCAAGACUGGCAUAUGCUUUUAAAAGCACUCUCACAAGCAGUACAGUUGUUUUAGCUUAUUAAUUACAUCAAUCAUUCAGGAAAUCAUGGCUUGUUAAUUCUUUUCACUGUUACAGAUGAUACUGUUAGUUAACUCUAAUGGUGGUUUCACUGAUUUUUAUUGUAACUAUAUUGAUGUUCUAGCUUAUGCUGAUGGCUAAAAAUUGCUUUUACAGUUUUUGGAAAGAGUUGUGCAACUUGAAUGUACUUACAUGCUGACUAAUAAAAAACUUUUAUUUUGUGUGGCCUGUAGGUCUGAAUAAAAUAAAAAUAUGAAGCUGGUACCUUAA